Poeciliopsis prolifica (blackstripe livebearer) is the source of this 3892-nucleotide messenger RNA. Its product is annotated as adhesion G-protein coupled receptor D2. Gene Ontology annotation, molecular function: G protein-coupled receptor activity. NCBI's taxonomy places the organism in Eukaryota, Metazoa, Chordata, Actinopteri, Cyprinodontiformes, Poeciliidae. Gene Ontology annotation, biological process: cell surface receptor signaling pathway; adenylate cyclase-activating G protein-coupled receptor signaling pathway. Gene Ontology annotation, cellular component: membrane. The record is from RefSeq and is a predicted model, not a curated record. The coding region runs from base 105 to 3371 and encodes 1088 amino acids. The transcript is spliced from 25 exons.
UUUUGCAUGUGAAGUAAACACACUUCAGAACGGACUGAUGGUACGUUCACAGACGCAGUUUGACUUGAAAUGAGAAGACGACCAAAAGAGACGAACAAAUCAGGAUGCACUGGUUGUAUUUCCUCAUUUUAUCUCUGCUUGUUUGCGUUCAAAGCUGGAUAUCAGCAUUAAGAGUGAAAAGGAGAAGCCAGCCAUAUGAUGAGUUGUACUACAAGUAUUUUCACCGUGCCCUGCAAUGGAAGGAUGCGGAGGAACUAUGCAAGCGGCAGUCUGGGAACUUAGCCACUGUCUCCAACCCGGCAGAGUACCAAAAGCUAAAGAGCUUCUUAAAAUACCAGAAUAUCUCUCGCCAUGUGUGGAUUGCCAGGAAAACCCUAACACAUCAAAAAAAUUCUUCCAAGACACUGAUUUUGGAUUUCUCCAGGCGUUCGAAUCAGAUGCAUGGUCAACUUCAGCACACGUUUCCCUCCAUGAGCUCAUUGACUGUUUGCACCCAACUGCACUUCAAACCAAACACCUUUGGAAUUUCCACAGUCUUUUCUUAUUCCAUUAAUGACUUCCAACUCCAAGCAAAUCUGACCCAGGGAAACCCUGUGCAGUUGGCUCUGCGGAUCCAUGGCAAACAAGGGCCUUACGUCAAUGCCUUCGAACAUGACGACUCCUGGCACUCUGUGUGUGUUUCUUGGAGCCAGGAUGACGGAAGCUGGGCUCUGUACGCUCACGGUCAUGUGGUUUCAAGGGGGAUUGGCAUGAAUUGUAAUAAUGACAGCAUUAGCCUAAAUAGCGUCUUCAUUAUUGGUCAGGGGCAGGACAGCUCUUUUGAGUCAAAUGAUGCAUUCUCAGGGAGAAUCACCAAUCUGCACAUUUGGGAUUGGGUUUUGAGCAGCUGUGAAAUACUCGCCAUGGAAAAUGAAUGUUCAACCAUCUCCUCUGGGCUGGUGUUUAAGUGGAGUGAGCUAUUACUGGAAACAGAUGACCAGAUGUGGGGGGAAAGCCCGUGUCAAGGGAAAUUUGCUGAUUUCACUGUGGAUUUCUUUGAUUCGUUGUUGGAUGGGACUUCUUGGCGAAACCAAACUUUCACUGUUGAAAUUUUCCAGAAAAAGAUCGUUCAUGAAGAUUGUGGAGUGUUUAACCCUGUUACAGAGAGCUGCCUCUUAGAGAGUUGCAACUCAUACAACAGAGUUGUUUGUCAAUUAAAGAAGGCAAAGCCCAGUUUGCCAAAGUCUCCUUUUUUCAGUAAACUGAGCAAAUAUCCAAACGUGACACAGGUAAUGGAGGAGCUAAGCAUCAACACGUCCCAAAACAGAGAUUUGACCUCCCUGCAGCAGCUGACUCAGGCUGCUGUGCAUACAAUGGAGGCUGAUGGCCAUCACCCCUUAAACUCAAUUGACAUCCUCCACUUCACUCAGUUGAUUGAUGGCAUUGCAGCCAGCACCCACUCUGCAGGAACCAAUUCAGCAGAGGUCAUGAUGUCCAUUGCUAAAAACUAUUUAAAGCUAGCAAAUGUGAUGCUUGAGCCGCAAAUGGCUACGCAGUGGGUUAGUCGGACUGAGGAUGGGGUCAACACUGGACCAUUUACAAUUAUCAAGAGCAUUGAUAGUCUCACCGAAGCUCUUGCAGACACACUGUCUGUGCAGCGAAGGAACUUCACUCUCUCUACUAAAAACAUAGAUGUGUACCUGAAGUGGCAAAAACUUUCUCCUGAGAGCAGCAGUCAGGUUUUCAAGCCAUCUGCAGUCUCCUCUCACAGGCCCAGAGGAAGUAGUCACAAUGAGCUGGUUAUCCCAGACUCUGAACUACAGCGGUUACAUAAAUUAGGAUGUAAAGAAGUGAUGCUUAUUCAUACCCACUAUAGUCAUCUCAGUGAGGUUGUGUCUGCUGCAGAGAAAUCUACAAAGACUCAGCUAAACACAACAAAGAGUACUCUUCCAGGCAAACUAACCUCUGCUGUCAUAUCAGCGACUGUCCGAGACGUCUUGAAGGGCCAAACCGUCCCUGUGGCCGUCCAGUACACCCUUUCAUCUUCACAAGUGAUGAAGUAUUCCCAGAGAGUUCCUCCUGUUUGUGCAUUUUGGAAUUUCAGCCUCAUGCAUAGUCACGGGAGUGGCUGGUCCAGUGAUGGCUGCUCCAUGAUCUCUGUUGGCUCCAGUGAUAUUUCAUGUCUGUGUAACCACACAACCAACUUUGCGAUCCUGAUGAAUUACUUGGAAUCUAAGUGGAGUCCUGAAGAAGAGCUUAUUUUGACCAAGCUUACGUUCAUCGGCUGUGGGGCAUCUCUCUGCGCACUGGUGGUGACCUUGAUGCUCUUCACUGUCCUGGACAUCCCUAAAUCAGACAGGACCUCCAUCCAUAAAAACCUGUUUAUAGCUCUGAUCUGUGCCCAGGUGAUUCUGCUCUGCAGUGGCUCCGCCAUACAUAGCAAGGUGGCAUGCACACUUGUUGCUGCACUGCUCCAUCUUUUCUUCAUGGCAGCAUUCAGCUGGAUGCUGGUUGAAGGGCUGCUGCUCUGGAGCAAAGUAGUUGCAGUGAACCUCAGCGAGGAUCAUCAUAUGAAGUAUUACUAUCUCAUCGGUUGGGGUCUUCCUGUGCUGAUCGUCACCAUCACUCUUGCAUCGGCCUCAGGCAAAUACUCAGCUGAUGACUACUGUUGGCUCAGUGUCCAAAAUGGCAUCAUCUGGGGAUUUGUUGGUCCGGUCAUCUUCAUCAUAAUGGUCAAUAUCUUGGUGCUGACCAGGGUGGUAAUCAUCACCAUCUCUACAGCAAAAAGAAGGUCCAUUAUGCUCGCCUUGGGCAUGAGUCCUGCUGAGCAAGCCUAUGAGCAGAUCAGGGCCGCAGUGAAAGCAGUGUUGGUGUUGCUGCCAAUACUUGGACUGACAUGGCUUUUUGGAGUUUUGGUACCAUUUUCCAUCGUCAUGGCCUACCUCUUCAUUCUUCUCAAUUCCUUACAGGGCCUGUUCAUCUUUCUGAUAUAUGGGGUGUACAACACAGAGGUAUGGAGUACUGUCAACAGGAUCAAGGAGAGGAGAAGAGCUCUUAAUUUGUCUAACUGUGCCAGCUCCCGACCGUCCAGUUCUUUGACCACUUCCCGUCCUGUAAGUUACCCGCUUGGAUCAACCCCCAGCCAGGAGGAAGAGACCUAUCCGUGCAACAGCGCGUCUUCCAAUAGGAUGGAGGAAGAGAAGAGCAGGGGUCAGUUACCCAAUCAAUCUGUUGAAGAAAAAUCCCUGCUCCAAACAUCCACAUUGACUCCAAUGGAUAAGAAGGAGCCUCCUCCUGUAGAAGUGGAUGCCUUGCCAGCUGGAUGCAGCCUUCAUGUUCCCAUGGACGUUGAGUUUGCAGCUUCCUGUUUCCCUCGCAUUCCUCCACCUUAGAUAAACUCUGCAUAGAGUGACCAAACUGGCUUAAUGAUGUGUUGUUUAAAAUUGUGACUUAUUUUCUGAUAGAUGUUUCCUUUUUUUCUAUCGUACCUCUUUUUAUUCUGUUCUCUCUAAUCAGUGAUUCUGUAAAAAUAAGAAAACUCAUUUGAGGGAGAAAUGAGGAGGUACUGACUGACUAACACAUUUUAAUGAUAUACUGGAUGAUAUUUACAUAAUACCUGAAGUUUAUGUUCAAUUUAUUGUCUUAUUACUAUUAAGCCAAUAUAACUAACUAUAUUUUUUCUAUAAGAUCUUUUAGUUUUCUUUCUGUACAGUUACUAUAUACAGUAUUUAACUUUCCCAUUCUUGGUUUAAAUUUGUUUGUAAUAAUUUUUUGAAGUGAUUUGUAACUAAUUUUAACAAUCAGCUAAGACCCAGAAUGUGACAGAAGGUGAAAUAAAAGUUGAACAGAGGUACUCUGUGUAAAUGUGAUUCAAUUAUGUACAUACAUACAUAUACACACACACACACACAUA